AUGGCGCUCCCAUUCUGGAAACAUCCCGACCACAGGAUCCCAACCUUGGGGCUUUAUCGCUGCCUCCUUAAGACCUGCCAGGCUUUACCGACCUCGUGCGUGAAUCAACCAGGCCGACGGCGCCGCCCCAUAGCACGCAAAGGCAAUGGCCCGCCAGGUUCUAGCGACGCGUUGCCACAGAUUAAGCGGAACUAUCUGUUUGCGCUGAUCCGCGACCGCUUCAGGUUUAAUCGUCAUUGCACCAGUCCACGGAUGACGGCCGAUCUUUUACGGGAAGCGGAAGCGACACUUGCCAAGCUGGAACAAGCCAGAGACGGGAACAUGGCGAUUAGGAGCGAGCUGCGAGAUCUUGUUAAUGGACGAACUGGGCGACUCAAAGAAGUCAUUAAUCAUCUGAAUGAACUCAUCGGCUUUAAAGCUGGCAAAGAAACGCAGAGGUCGCGCUAUCUACGUCUGAAGCGCGCACAUGAACAGGUCUGGGACACUCGGCCACAGUCCUCAAUUGCCAAAGACCCAUCAUCCUACUAUCGGAUACCACUCAAGCCCGCACUGUUUGAUUUCCCUUCUGAGCUCAAUUACUAUCCUCCUGCUAAAUACCCGAUGCAAAUGAAGAACCAGCGUGGCAAAUUUAAAAACUUUGGUGGCGUGUUUUUGACAGAGGUCACCACCUCAGAAGGCUCAAGGUUUCCGAGGAUCAGAGGUGGAACACAACCGGAAUGGAUCAGUAUGAUGCUCAAGGCAAGGGUAUCGAGGUCUGUCAAACGUGUCUAUCAAUGGAAGGCGUUAGAAGAGAUGAAGCAGAUGAUGCAGCUCGAAGAGCAGCUGAUGAAGCGACUCGGGGUGGAUGAUGUGGGCUAUGUCGAGCCUAUUGAUCAGGCCCUGAAGGAGGUGAGGGAGUCUCAUAAGAAACUCAAGUUCGAUACAAACUCGCGGAACGUGCUCGAUGGAUCCUUGGAUGACAUGCCGACGUGA
Molecule: messenger RNA, 972 nt
Organism: Gamsiella multidivaricata
Lineage: Eukaryota; Fungi; Mortierellomycota; Mortierellomycetes; Mortierellales; Mortierellaceae
Exons: 3
Coding region: 1-972 (323 amino acids)
Source: RefSeq, a predicted model, not a curated record